Messenger RNA from Pygoscelis adeliae (Adelie penguin), 579 nucleotides. RefSeq names its product group 10 secretory phospholipase A2-like. Gene Ontology annotation, biological process: arachidonate secretion; lipid catabolic process; phospholipid metabolic process. Lineage: Eukaryota; Metazoa; Chordata; Aves; Sphenisciformes; Spheniscidae. Gene Ontology annotation, molecular function: calcium ion binding; phospholipid binding. The record is from RefSeq and is a predicted model, not a curated record. The transcript is spliced from 4 exons. Bases 26 to 505 code for a protein of 159 amino acids.
ACAAGAGCGCGGAAGCGAUCUGCCCAUGGGCUCCCGCCUGCUGCUGAUGCUGAUGCUGCUUCAGGCAGUUUGGAAGGAUGUUCUGGGAAAAUCCCAUUCGCUGCACACCCGAGGAAUCAUCGAAUUGGCAGGAGCUAUAUCGUGUGGCACGGGACGGUCUCCCUUGGCGUAUAUUGGCUACGGAUGCUACUGUGGACUGGGAGGACAAGGCUGGCCUAAAGAUAAAACAGACUGGUGCUGCCACAGGCACGACUGCUGCUAUGACAAGGCAGAGAAGGAAGGCUGCAGCCCCAAGGCGCAGCAGUACCAGUGGGCAUGUGAGCGGAACGCCGUGCAGUGCGAUAACCUGACAGACAGAUGUGAAAAAAUGGUGUGCCUGUGUGACCAAGAAGCAGCCAAGUGUUGGGGAGCAGCCCCGUACAACCCGCACUUCAUCCUCUGGCCAGACUUUUUAUGUGGACAGACUCAUCCCACCUGCCAUUUCAGAUAUGGGGGGGCAGAAUAGUCUUUUUGGGACCUUUCUUCUAACCCUUUGAAUCUGAAGGUGCUGGAAUAAAAUUUUACCUCUUUUACCAGAGC